UUUCUGCUGCUGCUGGGUUUCUGGCAGGAGGCUCUGUGGAGAGAAGAUGUGAUGAAGAAGAAGCUGGCUGAACUCCAGGAGAGCACGACAAACCUCGUGAACUCAUCCAACAAAAUAUGGACAUCUCGCUGCAGUGAAGAUCUGCUGAGAAACAAGAUCAAGGCUUUGGAGGCGCAGCUGCAAGCUUGUCUGCAGAAGUUUCCAAAAGAUGGUGUAAAGAAACUGGUGGUACAGAUGGAAAAGCAGAGGAUGGUAUAUGAAGAGAAGGCCUUGAUUGCCCUGCAGAAGGCCACACAGGAGAAAACCGAGGCCCUCAGCAAGGCUGAGACUCUGCAGGUCAAACAUCUUUUUUUUCUCUGUUUUACCACGCAGAAAAGAAACAAGUCAUUUAGAGUGUAUUUUGAGCAUUUCUGCAUGUUCACGCUCUUUAUUGUGUGCGUGCAGUGUGAGGAGCUGCAGGCAGAGCUGCACGCUAUGGAGCAGGAGUGUCAGUCCAGCCAGGCCCGGCUGUCGCAGUGCAGAGACGAACUCCGGCAGCUCAGCCACCGCCGCAGGGGACCAACACCGUGUGGAUCCUGGUGGAAGCUGUGCUUGUUCUUCCUUUUACUCCUCGCUGUAGCAGGGGUCGUAAUGCUGUGGCUGUGGCAUCCGCCUUUCAGGGAGCAAGUUGAGGACCUGUACUCAGACAUAGAGACACGUAUUGAAGAUUAUCUCAUGGAAAUGGCCUCUCCUCGACACUCGGGCUGCUUCAGACCAAUAUGACAUUGCUCCAAAUCUUGUUUUUUGUUGACGUUUUGUUGCUUUAUGUCAAAAUUAGAUUUAUAUAGAAUGUAGUUCGUUGACAUUUUUGUAUUUAAAAUCUCUUUCGACUUGGAACUCGGUGUUUGCGUGAUGUUUGUGAGGCUGCGUCGGGUUGGUGUUGGGGACAAGUGAGCAAAAAGUUCCAGUGCGAGUAAAGAAACUCGGUGAUGCUUGUUUUAAAUUUGCCCAAACUGUUGGAAAAUGUUGUUGAUGGCAUUUUAAGAAACUGUGAGUUUAACUAUGAGAACAGCGGAAAAUAAAAGUGUCUUUUAUACUGUAAA
Molecule: messenger RNA, 1082 nt
Organism: Neolamprologus brichardi
Lineage: Eukaryota; Metazoa; Chordata; Actinopteri; Cichliformes; Cichlidae
Source: RefSeq, a predicted model, not a curated record